Mycena citricolor is the source of this 1020-nucleotide messenger RNA. Lineage: Eukaryota; Fungi; Basidiomycota; Agaricomycetes; Agaricales; Mycenaceae. The record is from the annotation of a GenBank genome assembly.
AUGACCUCGAACCUUCCCUCCACCCCCAUCCUUCCAGACGAUCAGAAGCUCGCAGUCGAUGGCAUGAAUUGGUCGACCUGGAAGGAAGCUGCCAUCAGCAUGGCUCGCGGACGUGGCCUGACAGGUUACCUGUACGGCACCAUUAACAACCCAACCGGGUAUGUUGCAAGCCUGUAUGGAACGGCCCUCAACUCGGACAACCCCUCCCCCGACGAGUACCUUAUCCGCGAUGGAUGGGUCGCCGCGAUGCUGUUCCAGAACAUGAAGGACCCAAGGUCGCAUGACAUAACGGGAUCAGACACGGCUCACCGUAUGUGGACCAUUCUGCUCGCCAAAUUCAACCGGAGCUCCGAGCUGUUGAUCGGGAUGAAGGUUGAGCGCUUGAGAGAGCUCGUCCUCAAGGACCCUCGCAAAUUGCCUGCACACAUCGACAAAUUAGUCAAACGACGCACGGACGUACACGAAGUCGGAGGAACGAUACCAGACCCCCUGAUGUGCACGAUCCUCCUCAAUUCGUUGCCCAAGGAGGAGUUCGGAACGGCGUUGAUAUCUCUCCAGAUGUACAAGGUGGUCGCAGACUUGGUCCAGCACCUCCGCAAAUGGUGGGAUAUCGUUUGGAAGCGGCGAGUCGAGGAUGAGGGCGUUGGGACCCCACUGAACACCACAAAUGCGAUGACUAUCAAUGUCUCGGCAUCAGCGUGUUCCAAUUGCGGAGUAAAUGGCCAUAGCGACAAGGCAUGCUGGGCAAAAGGCGGUGGAAAGGAAGGACAAGCGCCAGGGUGGUGGAAGGCCCCGCGCAGGAUGGAACCCAGCCCAGCGCUAGUGUCAAGCUAUCAGCAAGCAAGGCAGGCGCGGCGAGGACAGGCGAACCCCUUCUCACCUCCGACGGCCAACUUCGCAUCGUACGGAUCGCAACCAAUUCCUCCGCAAAUCAAUCCAUCUGCCAUGACGACUUACGUCCUUGCCGCGGAGAUAGACGAUUACGAAUCGGACGUGGAAGGUCAACUCCUUCCAUUCUGA